UGAUAGAUUACCAUCAUGGUGAAGGAAAAUAUAAUCGCGUGUUCAGUGCUAGUGCUACUUAUGUUCCUCCUUGGUGGGGUUAGUUCUUUUCCUGUUCCUGCACAACCAUUCGUCAAUACAGGAGGAAUAAAAAGCGAUGUGAUAGUUACCCAGUGGCCUUCAACAAAUGAAAAAAGUGAUCUCAAGGAAGAACUCCAGCCUGGAUGGAUGAAACGUCAGCUCAUCAACUUCGGAAAAGCAGCAAGCAGAGUUGGAAACAUGAUGGGUUCUCAUGCCACUAAAAUUUCGAUUGCUUUAGAUAAAAUCUGUGAAGUUAUAAAAACAGUGAUACCACUUCUAGCUGCUGUUUGUCACGUGGGGCAGUUUGGAUUUUGUGCAGCGACAAACGAUGCACCAGCUGACCUUUCGGCUGCAAUUUCACCAUCGAUGUUGAGCGAAUUGGAUCGUUGAAAUUUUGAGAAAAUGUGGACUUGAUGUUGAUGAAAUUAAAAAUAAAAAGAUCAAAAUA
Molecule: messenger RNA, 508 nt
Organism: Coccinella septempunctata (seven-spotted ladybird)
Lineage: Eukaryota; Metazoa; Arthropoda; Insecta; Coleoptera; Coccinellidae
Exons: 2
Coding region: 16-450 (144 amino acids)
Source: RefSeq, a predicted model, not a curated record